Molecule: messenger RNA, 1123 nt
Organism: Anolis sagrei ordinatus
Lineage: Eukaryota; Metazoa; Chordata; Lepidosauria; Squamata; Anolidae
Gene: ATP23
Product: ATP23 metallopeptidase and ATP synthase assembly factor homolog
Biological process (GO): mitochondrial protein processing; mitochondrial proton-transporting ATP synthase complex assembly
Molecular function (GO): metalloendopeptidase activity
Source: RefSeq, a predicted model, not a curated record
GUGCGUAACGCUCGGCGCUUCCGGACCCACCUAUCCUACUCUCACCAGUGCGUCAGUCAGCUGACUCGCGUGGCAUUUUUGGAUACGGUAGCCGGGAAGGUAUAAAAGCAAAAGCAACGCGAAGCCUGUCCGCUGGGCUGGAAUGGCUUCAGAGCAACCGGAGAGCGGCCGUGGGUCCAGCGAAGAGGAGGAUGACUUCGGCUACGGGCUGUUCCCGGAGCGAAACCGCGGCGAGAAGAAGGCCCCGAAGAGCUUCCUCUAUAAGAGCCUGUUCACCUUCAACCACAAGUGCCAAGUUAUGUUGAAGAUCGCCCUGGAGAACAAUCCAUAUGCUAAACUGUUACUUGAUGCUAUGAAGAAUUCUGGCUGCACUGUUUUCAAAGACCGACACUUCUCAUGUGAAGAUUGUGAUGGAUGUGUCAGUGGAGGAUUUGAUUCUUCAACAUCGCAGAUUGUUUUGUGCCAAAACAAUAUUCAUUAUCAAUCUCAUAUGGACAGAGUGGUGACUCAUGAGCUCAUCCAUGCCUUCGAUCAUUGCCGCGCUCAUGUGGACUGGUUCAAUAAUAUGAAACACCUUGCUUGCUCAGAGAUUAGAGCUGCCAACCUGAGUGGAGACUGUUCACUUCUCAAUGAAAUGAGCCGGUUUAAUUUUGGAUUGAAGCAGCAUCACCAGGCCUGCGUUAGAUACAGAGCUGUUCGCUCCAUCCUGGCUGUUAGAAAAGUUAGCAAAGAAAUGGCAGAGAAGACUGUAGAUGAAGUCUUUGAAUCCUGUUUCAAUGAUCAUGAACCUUUUGGCAGAGUGCCUCACAGCAAAUCUGAUGCAAAGCAUGCAUAUAGAAAUUUUCAGAACCGUGACAGAUACUACGGAAAUUUAUAGAUGAGCCUAUUCAUCUUCUGAACUGUGCCAUUUGAGGAAAGUUUUGCAAAAGAUUAAAAAUGAAGAUAACUAAAGCCUCGGAAGAAAGAAUACCCACAUUGUUGAAUCUCUGUUCUAGUUUUCAUUUAACAUAAGAAUGAAUCUAGCAAUGUUGAUGUGUCACCAAUGAGCACAUAAAGGUAUAUAUGUCUGUUACUGGAAAUUUGUUUUGUAAAUGCAUUGGUUGAAUAAAUGUUAUUUUGCUAA